Messenger RNA from Eruca vesicaria subsp. sativa (arugula), 1607 nucleotides. NCBI's taxonomy places the organism in Eukaryota, Viridiplantae, Streptophyta, Magnoliopsida, Brassicales, Brassicaceae. The record is from the annotation of a GenBank genome assembly.
CUCUUUCACCCUUUUGUCCGAAACUGCAACUGCAGCAUCAUCUCUUGUUUUAGGUCUUCGCCGUCAUGAUGCAGCACCCACCUCCCGCCGCCAACGGCGCUGCCGCCGUAUCAGGACACAUCCCCUCCGACCAGCAAGCUUACCACCACCACCAGCCAUGGAUGAUGCAGCAACAACAACAGGGUCAACAGUACGGUGGUGGAUCUCAGAAUCAAGGAUCAGGUGGUGAGAUCAAAUCCUUGUGGAUCGGAGACUUGCAGCCAUGGAUGGACGAAGGCUAUCUCAUGAACAGUUUCUCUAUCACUGGCGAGGUUCAACAAGCUAAAGUCAUACGCAAUAAGCUGACCUGUUUAUCCGAAGGUUAUGGGUUUAUUGAGUUUGUGAGCCAUGCUGCAGCUGAGAGGAUUCUGCAGACUUACAACGGUGCUCAAAUGCCUGGCUGUGAACAGACUUUCAGGCUGAACUGGGCUCAGCUCGGAGCUGGAGAGAGACGCCAGUCUGAUGGGCCUGAGCACACUGUUUUCGUAGGAGAUUUGGCGCCUGAUGUUACUGACUACGUCCUUACUGAGACGUUCAAGGCUGUGUAUUCAUCUGUAAAGGGAGCGAAAGUUGUGACUGAUAGGAUCACUGGACGGUCCAAGGGGUAUGGGUUUGUGAAGUUUGGGGAUGAAAGUGAGCAGAUACGUGCCAUGACUGAGAUGAAUGGUCAGUACUGCUCGUCUAGGGCUAUGCGUAUUGGUCCAGCUGCUAACAAGAAGCCUCUUACAAUGCAACAACAACCAGGUGCAUAUCAGAACACACAAGGAAAUCCUGGAGAAAGUGAUCCAACUAACACAACGAUUUUUGUUGGAGCAUUGGAUGAAAGUGUGACAGAAGAUGUUUUGAAGUCAGUUUUUGGUCAAUUUGGUGAACUUGUUCAUGUUAAAAUACCAGCUGGAAAACGUUGCGGAUUUGUUCAAUAUGCUAAUAGGGCAUGUGCAGAGCAAGCACUCAACUCGUUGAAUGGAACACAACUUGGAGGACAAAGCAUUCGUCUUUCAUGGGGUCGCAGUCCUAACAACAAACAGACUCAACCUGAUCAGGCCCAGUAUGGUGGUGUUGGUGGUGGAUACUAUGGGUAUCCUCCUCAGGGAUAUGAAGGUUACGGAUAUGCGCCUCCUCCUCAGGACCCUAACGCCUACUAUGGUGGCUACCCUGGUGCCGGCUAUGGAAACUACCAGCAGCCUGGUGGCGGCUACCAGCAGCAUCAGCAGUGAAGCAUGAUGUGUAUGUCGUGAUCGGAGCUGAAGUUACAGAAAGCUGUCUGUGAUGUACACCACCGUUUGCAAAAUUGUGGAUUUGAGUUAUUGAAGUGGAUGUGUAUUAGAGCUCUUGUCUCAGAUUCUCCCUACUACUCUUGUUUUCUUUUGUUUGUUUUUUUCUCUCUGGAAUGACAAUUAUUGAGUGUCCUCCUUGAAGUCGCUUGUAACUGAAAUGCUUUUUGUCCUUUGGCCAUUACGUUUCUGUACUGUUUUCUUGCAUCCCCCCAAUAACAGAUUCUACAAGGCAACAAUAGCCAGUCCUGUUUUAAACAUUUUUCAACCAAGUUUAAUAAUCAUUGUGUGUUC